ACGUUUCAUAGCUGCUCUGGAGACCAUGGAGAAUGGCGAGAUGCAGACUUCGGACAGGCCAUGGGCCGUUGCUGCCCCUGAGACGCUUUCUGGGGUUCCUACGUCUAUUCUGUUGAGAGAUAUGCUGAAGUGCAGGGCUUUGAACAGGUUGGUGUCAGCGAUAGCGGAGACAACGAAUUUCCGUGCAUCUCUGAUUGACCAUCAUGGUAAAAUACAGGGUGGUUGUAGUGGCUGUUCCCAGCGGGAAUUUAGGGAGCUCGAGAUGCUUGACAACAUUACCCAUUGCAUGUACGAAGUUUCCAGGAAUACGCAUGGAUGCAGAGCUCAGGUGGUCAGUUGUUCGACCCUUUGAGAUGAUAAUGUAACGGACUUGAAGUGGAAGAAACUUUUAUCGCGUACAAUCUCAAUAAAAAUCAC
Guyanagaster necrorhizus is the source of this 417-nucleotide messenger RNA. RefSeq lists its product as uncharacterized. Lineage: Eukaryota; Fungi; Basidiomycota; Agaricomycetes; Agaricales; Physalacriaceae. The record is from RefSeq and is a predicted model, not a curated record. The coding region runs from base 26 to 352 and encodes 108 amino acids. The transcript has 2 exons.